Hyla sarda is the source of this 2645-nucleotide messenger RNA. RefSeq lists its product as uncharacterized. NCBI's taxonomy places the organism in Eukaryota, Metazoa, Chordata, Amphibia, Anura, Hylidae. Bases 242 to 2092 code for a protein of 616 amino acids. The record is from RefSeq and is a predicted model, not a curated record. The transcript is spliced from 3 exons.
ACACUUCAUCUAUUGCAUCCACAUCAUCACGGGUCCAACCACACAGAAGCAAAAAGAACACCUCCUCCGGGUCAUCCUCUCGCAGACGAUACGAACGAAAUACUCAUCAUGAUAAUCAGCGACAUUCCAUGAAGCGUUGAUAGGUUUGAGGCUCUUAAAGACGUACAGCUCUUUGCACGAAAACUGAUUUUUAAAAAGAUGUUCCAUAACUCCACCUCUGCCUCUAUUUGUGACACGCGUGAUGAACUACUUGCACUUCAAGCUCUUGAGGACUUAUCGGGUGAAAAUGAAAUACAGAAUGAUGACUGGUUCCCCACGCAACUGUAUCCUAGAUCAAGCUGAGUUACGGCAAAUUUUGAAUCAAGCGAAAGAUGAGGACAUCAUCACCUCUAAACAAUACGAUUCUCUGUGGAUUGACAACCCGAUGAUUGCCACCUUCUAUUUACUGCCAAAGAUUCAUAAGCAUGCCACUACACCACCAGGUAGGCCCAUCGUGUCAGGAUGUAACAAUUUUUGUGAUAGAAUCUGCAAAUUAAUAGACCAUGUAUUAAGAAAAAUUGUUGAAACAUUACCGUCCUAUCUCAGGGAUACGACGGAUGUUUUGAGGCGAAUGGAACACAUCCAUAUGGACAGCGAUAUGCUUAUUGUAACAUGCGAUGUAGAGUCACUCUAUACUUCUAUUCAUCACGUUGAUGGUCUAAGAGCAGUUCAAGCUUUCUUGAUGAUGUCUGAAGUGGAUGAUAAUCUGAGUAGGUUCAUCACAGAUCUUCUUAGUUUUACCCUGACACAUAACUUCUUUAUUUUUAAAGAAGUUUUUUAUCUUCAAUUGCGGGGGACCGCUAUGGGCGCGGCUUGCGCCCCAGCUUAUGCCAAUCUCUUUUUGGGAUUUUGGGAGCGGUCUAUUUUCCUCACCGAAUCCCCUGAAUUCAUCGAUCGAGUACAAUUGUGGGCACGUUAUAUCGAUGAUAUAAUUUUUAUCUGGAAAGGAAGUGUGGCAGAAUUGGAAACUUUCAUCCAGAUCUUGAAUAAUAAUAGUCUUAACAUAAAACUGACUCACAAGGCAGGCCGUAGUAAUAUGGAUUUCCUUGAUGUCUCUUUCAGUGUGGACGACCAGGGAUAUGUCCAAUCCAAUCUGUUUCGAAAACCAACCGCAACCAAUUCUCUGCUGCAUGCACAAUCAGCACAUCCACCGAGCCUAAUUAAAGGUAUACCUAUUGGUCAAUUCCUGAGGUUGAGAAGAGUAUGUUCCACUGAAGCUGAUUUUGAGAAAUGUGCCCUUGAUCUGUUUAACAGAUUCAGAGAACGAGGCUAUCAGGAACAAUGGCUCAGGAGAGCAUAUUUGAGAGCGAAGCACACCAAGAGAGAUGCCCUUUUGCAACCGAAGCCUCGCGAGAAACGGGAUAACCAGGUGAGACUUAUUUCUAGGUACCAUGCACAAGUCCCUGAGUUUCGGAAUAUUCUAUCUAAAUACUGGGAGGUUCUCCUGGUAGAUCCAAUUCUCAAGCUAUACUUACCUCCAAGACCAUCAAUCACCUUCCGAUGGUCACCGAACUUACGGGACAUGUUGGUCCAAAGUCAUCACCGAGCCAUAGUUCAGAAACCUGCUUUUGAGAGACCUAAACCCAGAUGGGGAUGUGCCCCCUGUGGAAAAUGCAAGGCCUGUGUCAAUAUUUGCACUGAUACUGUAUUUCCUAAUUCAAAUGGCUCAAGCAUUUUUACCAUUACCCACAGGAUUUCAUGCGAUACCAUAGGGGUGGUAUAUCAUGCAACAUGCCCCUGUGGCCUCAUAUACAUGGGGAUGACGACUAGAGAGCUUCGAAGACGUACACGAGAACACGUACUUGGUAUUUUGGCAGCCAAAGAAGAAAUGGAUACCACAAAACUAACAACAAUUCCACGGCAUUUUAAACAAUAUCAUGAUAGUGACCCACACGGAUUCUCGGUAAGAGGGAUUGAUCGUAUCUUUAUUGGUACUAGAGGUGGUGAUUGGAAAAUACAGCUUGCCCGCAUGGAGACUAGAUGGAUAUAUAAGUUGAAAACUUUGCGCCCCGAUGGCCUUAAUGAUCAUGCUAGCUUUGCGCCAUUUCUGUAGCUAGGCAUAUUUAUAAGUUGACUCCGUUUCGUUUUGUGUCUAGUCUACUCCUUGAUUGGAGUUUUUUUAUUGUCUUUUGAUUUUAAUAUUAUUUUAAUCUUAUUCAUCUCUUUUUCCCUUCCUUUCUUUUCUAUUCUCUUUACCCUUAGGAUGUUUUGUCUUGUGGUCUGAGGGGCUGAAUACUUCUGUGUGGAUGGCCAUACCGUUACCUCUUGUUGCUCACCAGUGACUGAGACUUGAAUGAAUAAGCAAUUUUUAAUUCCUGCCAUACACCUGGGAGAUUUAUAAUGUAUUAAUAGAUCAUGAUUAUUAUUAACUUAAAAUUGGUCACUCUAUUUAUAUUAAUUAUAUAGUGAUUUUACUAUCACAUGAUUGUACACAUUUAUUUAAUUAUUGAAUUUCUUUUAUGGAUUAUUCUGAUUUGGUAGUCGUUUCACUUUAUCGAUUUAGAUGCACUCAUAUCAUGGUUUUUAUUUUUAAUUUUUAAAUAUAUGAUGUUUCUUUUGACGCACUAUAAUAUGAAUUUUUGCAUAGUUCAUUACUGCACAUUAUC